Erigeron canadensis is the source of this 1218-nucleotide messenger RNA. RefSeq lists its product as uncharacterized. The transcript has 3 exons. Bases 1 to 1218 code for a protein of 405 amino acids. The record is from RefSeq and is a predicted model, not a curated record. Lineage: Eukaryota; Viridiplantae; Streptophyta; Magnoliopsida; Asterales; Asteraceae.
AUGGAUGGAUAUGUCGUAAACUUGAUCACAGGGAAGAUGGGCAACAAUGGGUCAUUGGUCAAAGUGAAUGUUUUCAUUGACAAAAAUAGGCAAAAGGUGAUGUUUGCAGAAGCACAAGAAGACUUUGUUGAAAUCGUCUUUAGUUUUAUGACUUUGCCAUUGGGGACAAUUGCAAGAGCCUCAAGCAAUCUCAGGGGCGGCUCGCAAGAUAUAAAACUUGGAAGCCUGACUUCCCUUUAUCAAAGUCUUUUGAAACUUCAAACUAAACUUUUCUCUAACCGAAACACCAAGCACAUUCUCCUUUACCCGUUGAUCAAUUCAUCCUCUAAUACACUUUGCCAGAAGCUGAAAGUAAAUCUUUAUCCUUCACCUUACACUGAUAGACAUGGUAAUCCAGUAUUGUUGAACAAUAAAGGAUCUUUCCUUAUCACUGAUGAUCUUCAAGUUACCCCUUACUCACUUGAUCAAAGUAUCCUGCUCCUUAAAGCUCUCGAUGUUAAAUGCUUUGAUUUGCUUGAGAAACGAACCAUUGUUUUUGGCUUCAGAGAGUUUUCGGACCUGCUCAAAUGGUCAUUAGUAACAGAUAGUCCUCUGACAAAUCUGGUGCUAGGAGGAAGAAAUAAACCAAAACCGCAGUUGUAUGUCCCAAAUUCCAAAUUGGGUGGUAACUACUCAACAGCCCAACCUCGAAUGAUUAAACUACUAGUACAGAAAUCAACCAAGAAGGUGAUAUGUGCACAAGUGCAUAACUUUUUUGUGGAAAUGCUCUUCAGUUUCCAAACCAUCCCAUUGGGUGCAGCAAAGCGUUUAACGAUGGAUACUGCUGUUGUUUCUACGUUGGGAAUAGAUAAUGUAUACAAUAGCAUUUCACGUUUGGGAGAUGCAGGGUACUUGAAAUCUGAGGAUGUCAAGAUCAUGUUGCUUGACCCAAAGGUUUCAAGUUCAUAUAGGCGUGUGACAGACUUUCUGCCUAUUUAUGAAAGAGAUACAUGCCGAGGUCAUUUCCUCAAGAAAGAAGAAUCCUUCGUAGUAUCAGAUGAUCUGAAAAUAAGUCUCAUGCCGUCUAUUUCUGAACUUCCAAAUCUUACUCUUGGAAUACCUGCUGGUGAUAUCGAGGUUAUGGAUCUGAGCAUCGGUGAACAAGAGGCGCUUUUAAUUCUCAAAGCUUCUCUCACCUCAGCCUCAGCUUUAACCGAUUUCCUCAACACAUUUAUGUGA